Messenger RNA from Polychytrium aggregatum, 819 nucleotides. RefSeq lists its product as uncharacterized. The record is from RefSeq and is a predicted model, not a curated record. Gene Ontology annotation, molecular function: riboflavin kinase activity. Gene Ontology annotation, cellular component: mitochondrion. The transcript has 3 exons. NCBI's taxonomy places the organism in Eukaryota, Fungi, Chytridiomycota, Chytridiomycetes, Polychytriales. Gene Ontology annotation, biological process: riboflavin biosynthetic process; FMN biosynthetic process. The coding region runs from base 152 to 664 and encodes 170 amino acids.
UGUUUGAAAUCUGCUGCUGCGACACCCACGGGCACGGGCUGGCCUCUCGCUCGCAUCCACAUCGCCCGGCUGCUCUCUGGUUCCGAUCGCACUGCGGAUCUGCCCCCCCUCCAUCGAUCCACUCCCAUCGCUCCCUGUCAUCGAAUCCAGCAUGGCCUCCACGCAGCAACAGCAGCAGCCACAGCGGCCCGAGAUUGUCGGCCCCGAAUCGCCGGCCGAUCCCUUCCCGCUGAUGCUCAAGGGCGAUGUCGCUCGUGGCUUUGGCCGAGGUGGCAAGGAGCUCGGCAUCCCCACAGCCAACAUGCCCGAACCGGUGGCCGAAUCAGCCGGAAGCGCUCUCGACUCUGGUAUCUACUACGGAUGGUCGUCGAUUGGCGACAGCUCGGCGGUCUGGCCGAUGGUGAUGAGCUUUGGCUGGAACCCUUAUUACAAGAACGAGAAGCGCUCGAUGGAAGUCCAUAUCCUGAACAAGUUUGAAGCAGAUUUCUACGGCGAGGAGCUGAGGAUCAUCAUCACCGGCUUUAUUCGGCCCGAGAAGGACUACAGCUCGCUGGAUGCCCUCAUCGACGACAUCAACUUUGACAUCAAGGUCGCCCGAAACUCGCUGGGUCGCCCCGCAUACAACGCUUUAUCGGAGCACAGCUUCCUCGCCCCUUCCAACUGACAACCGACGCCAAGGAAUGCAUCUCAGGAUCGAGACGGCCCACGAUCGGACGGAAGGAGCCAGGGUUUCAUGUCGGUGCGGGGCUGAGGCGGCAUACAACUGAAUGCAAUUGCACUCUUGGAAUACACAGGUCCACACGGCGCUGUCCACUGCAU